Messenger RNA from Ceratosolen solmsi marchali, 3321 nucleotides. Its product is annotated as Chromatin assembly factor 1, p180 subunit. The transcript has 10 exons. The coding region runs from base 88 to 3234 and encodes 1048 amino acids. Gene Ontology annotation, cellular component: nucleus; CAF-1 complex. Gene Ontology annotation, biological process: nucleosome assembly. The record is from RefSeq and is a predicted model, not a curated record. NCBI's taxonomy places the organism in Eukaryota, Metazoa, Arthropoda, Insecta, Hymenoptera, Agaonidae.
UAUGAUAUAGUGCAUCUAAGUUUAUUGCUUUUCCAUGUUCUCCCCUUUCAUUGAUGAUUUUCCCGCGGAUUUCGGUGAUACUCGGUUAUGAAAAUUAUGGACUUAUUGGGUGAAGAUGAAGAAUGCCAAGUUCAAGGAGUUUUUAGAUCAAAAAAUAAAACGAAACAAGCAAGAUUACCUUUUCAAUCAUUAAGGACUGAUUCACCAGUUGUUAAUAAAAAAAGGAAAACUUCAGCAUCAACUGAUUGUAGAAAUGUAAAACACCCUAAAGUUAAUACUAAAGAAAAUUCAUUUGAAGUAUCAGAAAUGAUUGAAAUGGAAGAAAUAAUUAUUGAAAAAGAAGCUAUAAAUGAUAACGAAGAAAAUAAUACUAGUGAAAGUGAUGAAAUGAAAGAUUGUUCAAAAUCAAUUACAAUAACUGAAACUCAAGAUUUAAAGAAUAUGAAAUUAACACCUCAAAAAGGAAUGGAAAAAACUAAAAAACCUGAAAUUAAGGAUCAAGCAAAUUCUUUAACAAAAUUCUUUAAAAAAAUUGAUAAUAAGGAUAAAAUUAAUAAGAAGGAAUCUAUUUCUAAAAGUAAAGUAGAGGAUUCUGCAGCAAAUAGUAAUAAUAGUAAGUCAAAGGAGAGUUUAGAAAAAUUUCAAGAUUUCAAAAAUCAAAAAACAAAACAAAAUAAAAACUCUAAUGGCGUGGAAGAAACUUUAAAAAAAUCAAAUGAUAUAUGUAGAAUGAAUAAAGAUUCUAAUAGUAAAUUCAAAGAGUCCACGAUUACAAAUAAAAGUAACCCACAGUCAAAACAAAACACAAAAUCUGAUGAUGUAAAAAUUAAAAGUAAUAUUUCAAAUGUUAAAUUGCAACAAUUGCAGAUAGGAAAUGCUACAAUAAAUGAAGCAGACAAAACGAAUCUGAAUUCAGACAUUAAUUUACAUGCAAAUAAUAGUUGCGAAGAUGAUGACGAUGAUGAAGAUGGUGACGAUUCUAGCAAAUCAGAUACUGAUACCAAGAAAACAGAAUAUGAAAAUAGUGAUAGCAAAGAUGAUAAUAAAAUUACAGAAUCCGUGGAAACUAUUCCGACAAGAAAUUGUUCAGUAAAAAUCAAAAGGCUAACUCCGAAGCAAAUAAAAAAAAAACUAGAAAUUCAAAAGAAUCGUGAGAAUAGAGAAAAGCAAAAAUUUGAAAGAGAAAAGAAAUUACUAGAGGAACGAGAAAAUAAAAAAAAAGAGAAAGAGGAGAAAAGACGAGAGCGUAAAGAAAAAGAGAAAAGUUUAAAAGAACAGAAAAAAAAAGACAAAGAAUUGAGAGAGCUUAAGAAGCAAGCUGAAAUAGAACAAAAAUUAAAAGAAAAAGAAGCAAAAGAAGAAGAAAGAAAGCGGAAAGAAGACGAAAAAUUAGAAGCAGAAAGAAAAAAAUUGAAAGCAGCAUCUAAUUUUGUAAGUUUUUUUGUAGCAAAGAAACCAAUGGAAUCAAAACCAGAAGAAGAAAGUAAAAUUGAAAGAAGUAAUUUUAUGCCUUUUGAAAUAAAGGCUGAUAUGAGAGUAGCUCCUGUCAUAAGAAGAACUUUAAAUAAACAUGAAAAGAUGAAAUUAGAUGAAGUAAUUGGAAGGAGUGACAUAGAUAGAAGUAAAUUAUACAUAGAUAAAAUAAAAACUGAAAAGUUUAAUAUAAAAAAGUCUGGUAGAACGUGGCCCUUCGAAGCAAAUGAUGAUAUUAUUAUAAUAGAUGAAGAAGAAAGUUCAAACGUUAUUCAAGCAAGCAACACUGAAGUAGAAAAACACCGCGCAAAAUUCUUUUUAUUUGAAGAAAAUCGUCGACCACCCUAUUGGGGAACAUGGCGAAAAAUCAGUAGAACCAUUAAUCCUCGUAGGCCAUUUGCAAUGGAUACAGAUUGUUUCGAUUAUGAAGUAGAUUCAGAUGAUGAGUGGGAGGAGGAAGAACCAGGAGAAUCUCUUCAUGGUUCCGACGAUGAAAAAGAAAAGGAUGAAGAUAAUGCGGAAGAAAAUGAAUAUGAUGUCGAUAAUGACUUUAUGGUACCACAUGGGUACUUGUCAGAAGAAGAAAUAGGCGCUGAUGAAGAAGACGAAGAUGACAUAAAUCCAGAAAAGCAGCAAACAAAACUGAAAAUUCUUGGUGAGCAAUUUGAAGCCGAAAGAAAUAUAAAAACUAAGAAACUGAAACCUAAAGUGAUUGGAUGUAUUUGGUUAAAUAAAAAUAAUGCUUAUCCUCAAAAUACGCCGGAGCACGCUGUUCAUUUUUUGACGGUACGUCAUAUUUGGGUUAAUCAUGUUCCAUUAAUACUAACCCCUCCAGCCGAUGCAGAAAAUACAAACGACAAUGAAAACGGAACACCAUCAAACAAAACUAAUGCAGCAUCUUCUGCACGAAAGGCCAAAGCAUUAGAGGAGGCUAUGCCGGAUUUAAUACGAUUACUGCAUGGAAAUACACAUGGUCGAGGAUUCUUAGUAAAAGAGUUUCUUGAAUAUUGGGGCAAAAAAAAGGAGGGAGAAAAAUCAAUCCCAAAAGCGAAAUUACAACAGAAAUUCCGUGAGAUAGCUUCGUGGAUUGCUUGUCCAGAAGUUGGACCCAUGCAUGAAAAAGUAUGCUGGUAUGUAGGCGAAGAAUAUCGAAUAAGAUAUGUGGCUGAGGAAAAACUUGAAUUGCCAAAUCAAUGGUCGUAUUCGUUGACUCCAAGAAAAAGAAAGCUGCUUCCCGAAAUAUUGGAUAAAUCUGAUGAAAAGGAAAAGGAGAAGGAGAAGGAGAAAAAAACAGUGCCUCUCAUCACAAAUUUUACAAAAUCAUUAACUCCUAUAGAUAAACAAAAACAAUUGAUGGAAAACACGCUUACACCUAAGUCAAAAUUGAAUGAAAAGUCAACGACUUCUGCAUCUGCAUCAAAAAUCACUCCACCAGUAAAUAAACCACCUAAACGUGCCUCCCUUAUUUCUGUCCCUCGAGGAGAACCCUUUUCUAAGUCACCUCGUAUAAGUCUUAUGGACAAAUUUGUAACUAAGGAUAAUAGUGACACCAGUAAUAAUAGUAAAAGACACGAUAAGUCCCAACAGAAUCUGGACGACGAUGAUUGUUUGAUCAUGGAUAAUUCUGAUGAGCACAUGGAGAUAAUGUCGAUGUCUUCUGAACUUAAUAGCGGAAAAAUAAUAAAUAAAUCAAUAUGUAAUAUAGAAAUUGAUAAGAAUGAAAAUGGUAUUAUAGAAAACACCGAUCAUAGCGAUCGAUGAGUUAUUACAUCUAAAAAUUCUGAUUUGGAAUUGAGAGAAAUGUAAUAAUUUUUGUGGAACAUAAUAUGCAAAUAUUGUUUUUGUAUC